Molecule: messenger RNA, 2321 nt
Organism: Pelecanus crispus (Dalmatian pelican)
Lineage: Eukaryota; Metazoa; Chordata; Aves; Pelecaniformes; Pelecanidae
Source: RefSeq, a predicted model, not a curated record
CGGGAGUGCCAGGAGCUCUUCUGGGGCGACCCAGGCGUGGAGUGCCAAGCUUGUGAUUGCAAUCCUCAUGGCAUCCAGACCCCACAAUGUGACCGUGCCACCGGGCAGUGCAUCUGCAACGAAGGGGUGGAAGGGCCACGCUGUGACAAGUGCUCCCGGGGCUACUCGGGCUUCUUCCCCGACUGCGUGCCAUGCCACCAGUGCUUCGCCCUCUGGGAUGUGAUCAUCAGCGAGCUGGCUAAUAGGACCCAGCAGUUCCUGGAUAGGGCUAAUGCCCUCAAAAUCACUGGAGUCACUGGCCCAUACCAGCAGACGCUCAACACCCUGGAGGAGAAACUCAGUGAAAUUAAAACCAUCAUCGCUCAAAAUCCAGCUGCCGAGCCCCUGAAGAACAUUGGGAAUCUCUUCGAGGAAGCAGAAAAGCUGACAGCAGAUGUUACAGUUAAGAUAGCUGACAUAGAAGAAAACCUGUCAGCCUUAGCAGUGAAGAGCAAUAGCACGGACACUGACCUGAGCGCGCUGGAGACAGAUGCCAAAAGCCUAGACCGUGUCGUGAAAGAACUUGCAGAACAGCUAGAGUUCAUCAAGAUUUCUGAUGUUCGGGGAGCCUUGGAUAGUAUCACCAAGUAUUUCCAGAUGUCUCUGGAGGCAGAGGAGAGGGUCAAUGCCUCCACUGUUCACCCUGAUAGCGCCGUGGAGCUCUCAGCACAAACGCGGCAGGAAGUGGAAGACUUAAUCAAUGAGAAGGAGGCCCAGUUCAAGGCUAAACAAGAGGAGCAGUCGCGCCUUCUGGAUGAACUCGCAGGCAAGCUGCAGAGCCUGGAUCUCUCCGAAGUGGCUGAGAAGACGUGUGGCACUCCCGCAGGAGCCUCUUGUGCCGAGUCCGAGUGCGGCGGUUUAAACUGUCGAACCGAUGAUGGAAAGAAGAAGUGCGGGGGACCUGGCUGCGAUGGGCUGGUGACCGUGGCUCACAACGCCUGGCAGAAAGCCAUGGAUUUUGACACAGACAUCCUCAGCGCAUUAGCAGAAGUUGAGCAGCUCUCCAGAAUGGUUUCUGAGGCGAAACAGAGAGCUGAUGAAGCAAAACAAAAUGCACAAGAAGUUUUGCUCAAAACAAAUGCUACAAAAGAACAAGUGGACAGAAGCAAUGAAGAUCUGAGAAAUCUUAUUAAACAGAUCAGAGACUUCCUAAUGCAAGACAGCGCUGACCUGGAUAGCAUCGAGGCGGUGGCUAAUGAAGUGCUGAACAUGGAGAUGCCAAGCACUCCCCAGCAGCUGCAAGCCCUGACAGAAGAUAUUCGUGAGCGUAUAGAAAGCCUUUCUGAUGUUGAGGUCAUUCUGCAGCAGAGUGCUGGGGACAUUGCCAGAGCAGAAAUGCUACUGGAGGAAGCUAAAAAAGCAAGCAAAGGUGCAACAGAUGUUAAAGUCACUGCAGACAUGGUGAAAGCAGCACUGGAAGAAGCUGAAAGAGCUCAAGAUGCAGCUGAAAAAGCCAUCAAACAAGCUGACGAAGAUAUUAAAGGAACUCAAGACCUGCUGACCUCGAUUGAAUCUGAAAAUGCAGCAUCUGAAGAAACACUGAACAAUGCUACCUUACGUUUGUUUGAGCUAGAGAAGAGUGUUGAAGACCUUAAGCAAAAGGCUGCCACAAAUUCAGAGAAUGUGGACAAUAUAGAAAAAAAAAUUGUUACUGCAAAAAAAAAUGCUGAAGAAGUUACAAAGGUCCUCAAUACCGAGCUGAACGACAAAUACAGAACAGUGGAAGACCUCAUUGCCAAGAAGACAGAAGAGUCAGCCGAUGCUAGGAGGAAAGCCGGCAUGUUACAAGAUGAAGCUAAAGCCUUGCUGGCUCAAGCAAACAGCAAACUCCAGCUGCUCAAAGACUUGGAAAAUACAUAUGAAAACAAUCAAAAAGUUCUGGAAGAUAAAGCCAAGCAGUUGGUGGAACUGGAAGAGACAGUUCGCUCCCUCUUACAGACAAUCAGCCAGAAGGUUGCUGUUUAUAGCACUUGCUUAUAAAUGGGAGCAGGAAAUGCUUGUGUUCAGGCUAGAUUUUGCAAGUAUUACACCAGUUCUUUUUGACAUUACACUAAGCCUUGAUAAAGUGAAGAGGUUUUAUAUUGACUUUCAAGUCACAGAACCAAAGACAAGUAAUUUUUUGAUGUUGAAAUAAACAGUACUUUUGUAUCACUGUAUGUACCUAGUAUGCCUCAUUAAGUUCCUAUUUUCAGUAGCUGAAAUAGUAAAUCAAUUAAUCCUUUAGUAAGUCUUGUUUUUAAACUGGUUAGACAUCUAAUAAAAUCUUAGCUUCAACUAUGUAA